UUGUGUGGAUUAUUUGAAAGCAAACUGAGCAUGAUCAUUUUGGGAUUAUAUUAUUAUUAUUAUUAUUACUAUUGGACUAUUGAUAAAUUGGACUAAUAAAACUAUAUAUAAAUGAUAAAUGAACUUGAUCAAUAUUGACAUUUGUCUAUUUUUUUAAAUAAAAAAAUUUGACAAAAAUAGGAAAAUAUUAUAUAUUGAUAAUUGAAUUGACGGACAGGUAUUAGUUAACUUUUAUCUGUGGCAAUGAUACGUCCAUCACUAGUGGGCGACCCGUGUGGACAACACGGAAACUAUACCUUCUAUAAGGCAUUUCGGUAUCAAUUGAAAGGUGAUUCUCGUAUUAAAAUCCUAUCGUUGGGAGAGUUCUUCUUCUUGAGGAUCAGUCCUCAAGACGAUCCCUGUAUUGGAGAACUACAGCUCCUAUGGGAUGACAGAAACAGUGAUCAACUGUUGUCGUCCACUCGGCUCUACUUUUUGCCCGAACAGACACCUGAAGGACGACUGUCCACUCACGGAGAGCACGAAGUAUUGGCCGCAUCAGAGAAGGUGAUCCUUAGAUUAAAUGAUUUGGUUUCGUGGAUCACAGAUCAGGUCGAUUGGAUGACUGGCCUCAAGACAUACAGUUCAUACAAUAAUAAAAGAUCGGGUGAUGUCAGCUCAUGUAGUUCAUCAGCGGUGGUGCUGUCAUAUCCCCGAUACUGUCGUUAUCGGGCACUGUUGCGUCGUAUUGAAGGCAAAGAGUUAGAUUGGAUGAACAGUCCGGGCAUUCAAUAUGCUAUCAAUUCAUUAGGCAUACCGACCACCGCUAAUAAGUUAAAUAUAGUGUUUUGCAGAGACACCUUUGAACACGAGGCACUCCUACAAAAUGAUCUCAAUUGUGACCAUUUGGCACCAAAACUGAAAGGUCGACCCCGAAAGAGGACUACAGCUAUUGUACGAAACAAUAGCACUGUUAGCGGCGGCGCCGGUAGUUUAGGUGUAACCAAUACCAGCACAUCCAGUGGUGGCAAUUCGGUAGCAAACGGCAGUUGUGCCCGAAGUUCUUCACCCGAAUCCAAUACCUCAGAGGAAAGUAAGACAUCUCAACAAAGGACUACUCGACGGUCGGCUCUAAAUAAGUCAAAUUCAACUGAAAAGCCAACUGUCCAGAGAAGGAAUAGUUAUGGAAAAUGUAAUAAUAAUAAUAAUAGUGAUAACCAUAUAAUUAAUAAUAACACAAACUCUGAUAAUAAUAAUUGUAAUAACAAUACUACUACUACUACUACUAUUACUUGUAAUAAUAAUAAUACAAAAAGCAUUAAUUGCACCCAAACUGACAGUGAAGACAGUAAUGUAAAUAUUAAUAGUAAAACAAUUAUAACCAAUGAUGAGAAUAAUUGUGCUUUUGAUGGAUUGCCCUUAAAUGGCACCAAAUUUAAGGAAAUGUGUAUUAAAGACGAACAAACAUUUCUGAAACAUUUGAAAAAGUUUAUGAAAGAUCGUAAAACACCGAUUCAAAGGGUACCUCAUCUGGGAUUUAAACAAAUUGAUCUGUUUUUCUUCUGGAGUUAUGGUAUGAAAUUAGGUGGUUAUGAAAAGAUAACGAGCAAUAAGUGUUGGAAAAAACUAUACGACGCUAUGGGUGGCGAUCCGGGCAGUACUUCGGCGGCCACUUGUACUCGAAGACACUAUGAAAGACUAUUAUUGCCUUUUGAAAGAUAUCUUAACGGUAAACAAGAAAAGAAAACGAGACGCAAGACUACGAGUACCAGUUCUGCAAUAAAAAAGGGCAAAACCAAGGGCUCCAAGAACUCAACAGACAUCACCAGUACUGUCGGUUCAGUCAAUGUCACCAAAACUAAGAAAAAGGGCAAACAAUGCAUUAAUGACGCAAAAGUCAAGUCAAAGUCCAGUAUCAGCAAUGAAGAUGACGAUAAUGAUAGUGAUUCAGAUGGAUCUUCUGAUGAAAAGCCAUCGCAACGCGAAUCUUGUGAAAGACUUGUGACGACAUCAGAAUUAUUAUCAAAAGACACGUCGGAUGACGACAGAAAACAACCUAAACUUAUAGUGAAACUGAAUUUGACAAAAGUCAAGAAUAAUAGUCCAGAAGAUGAUGAUGAAGAAGAUGAAGAAGAAGAAAUUAAAUCGACUGAUGAGGAAAAGUGUAAUGAUUUUGAUGAACAAAAUGAUGAGGAGAUGAGUGUCAGUGAAAAUAAACACGUUUUAGAUUUUAUUAAUAAGAAGGAUAUGAGCGAAGACUCGACUUCCAGUGUUAUUAAACUCGAUGUUCAGCGCAUUGUUGACGAUAUGAAUACCGACACUGAAGAUGAAUCCGAUAAGAAACCACAGUUUGAUCUAAAGCUUAAGUCUGAGCCAAUUUCAAUAAAAGUUGAGCCAAUUUCAGUAAAAGUUGAGCCAACCGUUGCCAUCGAUGUCGACAAAAGCAUUUCUGACAAACAUAACACCUCUAAUAGUGAUUCUGUGAUUCAUUUAAGUCCUGUUAGCGAUAUCGAAGACGAAGAUCAGGUCAGUGAUAAUAUAACACAAUCGAUAACCACUAUAUCAUCUUCAACAACGAAAGUCAUUGAACCAUUGAAAGCAACAGUUUCGCCAAAAUUGGAAAUAAAUUAUACGAAAAUGGAUUCAAACAAUUCAAAUGAUAUGGCAGAUGAAAAGGUAACGACUAGUACUGCAGGCGCACCGGUAUUACUUCCAGUGUCUGCUUCUCCAUAUCGAGUGUCUGCUUCUCCAUUAUUCUCCAUUUCAACACUUGUCAACUCAGUCAAAGCCGAACAGUUGACAUCACCGCCACCGACGGCCACUAUUACACCAAAUGUACCGACACUUCCUUACGGAAGUGUAUACUCACCACCGAGUCUGACACCGCCUCUACAGUUGACCAGUCAGUUAUCAAUGAUUUCGACAAAGACUAAACUCUACGACAAGAUUGUUGACAAAACAUUUUUUUCGACAAACAUUUCUGACCCACCGUUAGACAACAAUUUUGACAAAUGUUUUGAUAAAUCAAUGGACAUAUUAGGCAAUAGCAGACAAACGGUGAUAAAGCCAACGAAUAAUCUAUUAAUUACAGCUCAAUGUCCAACAAAAUUGCCACCAAAUAACACAAUGAAGAAUAAAUUAAGUAUUAGUGGCAAAACAUUUCCAGUUCCGGCCCAUUCAUAUACAACACAAUCGCUGUUUCGCAUUGAUUGUGAUACCAGUAAAGUACCGGAAGAUAUCCUAAGCAAUGAUGUUCUUGAUUUAAGUGUCAAAAAACGGUGUCUCGAAGCCGAUAGCCGUACUUCUCCAUCACAAAUACUGAUGGAUGGAUCAAUUGGAGGACUUGACUUAAGCAUUAAGAAACGAAAACACGAUGUCAUUGAAUUGACUAAACAAGAAGUGCCAAAAGUCAAGCCUAUUAUUAUUGAUCAACAAAUGAAAUACUCAUUGACACCACCGAUGAUGUCAUCGCUUCAUACAUCUAUACGAUCGAUAACACCGAUGACACGGCAACAACAACAACAACAACCACUUCAGGACAAGUCAUCGCCGCAUAAACUAAGUCCUCAACUUGUAGUCAACAAUGUUCCUCAUUGUGUGCAGAAGUUGUCCACACAUCAGACACAACAGACACAUCACUACCACAACAGUAAUAAUAAUAAUAAUAUUAAUAAUAUUAAUCAUAAUAUUAGUAAUAACAAGAGUUAUCCACAAAUUAAUACACAAAAAUCAAAUGCCAAUAAUUACAACAAACAGCAAAUUAAAACACAGACUCACCAACAGUCCUAUCAAACUGUCCAUCAAUUGUCACCGCAUCAGACCUAUCCUUCAUCACAAAGUACACGCUAUUAUAACAAGUCGGUGACAUCGCAACAACAAAUGGCAUAUCAAACAAAACAAAGUCAAACGACAACUACAUUACAUCACUUGAAAGAUCAUAUAUUAGACAAAUCUCAUGACAAACAACAUCAUCAUCAACAACAACAACAACAACAACAACAACACCAUUACAUGUCUGCAAGUCAUUCAUCGCCACAAAUAUCACAUCAAAAACAACAGAUGAGACAACAUUCACAAUCAUCGGUUCCAAUGGUAGUACAAUCACAGCAAACACAUCAUCGGUCACUGAACAAUACAGUUAGCGAGAGAUACAAUCCGAGUCCAAGUAGUCAUCGCUCACAAUAUAGUAUAUCUAAGUCUUCAGGAGAAACACCGACAUCAAUGAAACAACACAUUCAAACCCAGUCCAGUCCAAGUGUUAGAUCAGAAGCUGAUUUAUCAUCAAAACUGAUGAGUCCAGCCAUAGUGCCCUCACAUUCAUCGAUGCCAUCGAUAAUAUCGUCCACCAGUGCAUCCAUAAGAAACACAACGACAACAACCACUCCGGCUAUAUCUGAGUACAAUCCAUCUCUUCCUACAUUUAAUCCCAUAUUAUUUUCAUCAUUGGCAACUCCCGGAUCAAAUCUUUGGUGGCAAAAUACAUCAUCACUUCACUCCAGCGGUGUAUCUACUGGUACACCAUAUUUGUCGCCAACGAGUUCUGUUCCUAUUAGUCAACUUUCGCCGCAUAUGUUGGCCAGUCAUCCAUUAUUAUCUGCCGCAUAUCCUAUUGGUACUCAAGCUAUAGCUGAUCACAUAAUGGCCGCACAAUUGGACAGCGCUAAGGCCGCCAACUAUGCCGUAUAUAAGCAACUUCUGGAGCAACAACAGCAACAACAACAACAUCACAGCCAACAGUCCGCUCCUAAUUCAUACCAACUCUUCCAACAUUAUUACGCAACAAAAUAA
Messenger RNA from Oppia nitens, 4767 nucleotides. Its product is annotated as probable serine/threonine-protein kinase DDB_G0282963. The transcript is spliced from 5 exons. Gene Ontology annotation, biological process: regulation of transcription by RNA polymerase II. The record is from RefSeq and is a predicted model, not a curated record. Gene Ontology annotation, molecular function: transcription cis-regulatory region binding. Bases 244 to 4767 code for a protein of 1507 amino acids. NCBI's taxonomy places the organism in Eukaryota, Metazoa, Arthropoda, Arachnida, Sarcoptiformes, Oppiidae. Gene Ontology annotation, cellular component: nucleus.